GACGCGACUCGUCUGUGGCGGGCGCGGCCUUCUCUCCGGGGCACGGGAUUCUCUCAGGCUCCGGAGACCGCAGCGGGAGGUAACGACCUGGAAUCCUCUCCAAACCCUGCGUCUCCGCGAGUCCCGCCUCACUGUCGGGACCCCCGUUUUCCACGCGGCCCCCCCGCCCUCCCGCUCCGGUCUUCCCUGGCCUCUCAGACGCCGCCCUCCCUGCAGGGUCCCCCACAUCUCCACGGGGGGCCUUCGGCGACUCUGGCCACGCCGUCACGAGGAAACUCCUGGGUUGACCCCAGCCGCCGACGGAGCAACGAGGAAUGGACGCGGUCUCCUAGCAUCCUCCGUGGCAGAGACACCAGAACUUCAAUGAUUUGCUUGAAAUUGCCCUCUCGCUUUUGUUUGAAAUAAAGGAUCUCAUGACUGGCCUUGCUGACUGGUCAUUGGUAUCUCAAGAAGCAUGGAGAUUAGAUUAGAAGUUUUGACAUCAACAAGUAUCAAGCAGAAAAAACCCUGGCCCAGAGUUUCCUGGUUGGGUCAAGAGAAUGAAGCUGUUUUUCUGUUGGAUGAGAAAUUCAUAAAUGAGAUUAAUUUGCUGUCAGGAAGAACAAAGAAGAAGAUUCCGAGUCUGCAGCCUUUGUUGAAGGAUGUUUUUUUUCUGGCAACAUCCAGGAAUGAUAUGUGGCUGUCAGGGGUCCUCACUACAGGAGAGCUUUUCCUGUGGAACAAAGAUCAAGAUUGUUUGAAAUUGAUACAGGUGACGGAAAAGCCUAAAGAAGUUGUUAAAGCUACAGUAGCAAGCUCUUCAAGACUAUACUUAUAUGUAGCUGAAAAUGGAAAAAGAGUUCUGCUUAUUACAUCUUCUGGCUGCAUACUUCUGUGGGAAUAUUUGGAAUUGAAUAUUUUAUCUUCUAAAAGCCUCCCAUUGGUUGGUCAGUGGUCCCAAAUCAUACCCGAAGAGGCAGUUUUAUUGCCUUCCACUCAAGAUAAAGAAGCUGUAGUGGAUGCUGUUUUUGUCAGAAAUGAGUUACUUGGCGACUGCUGCCUGUGUUCUUUUACUUUCUAUUCUGGAGAAUGCUUGAAGUUAGCAUUUCUGGUCAUUCAGUGGUCAGAGAAUGUACUGACGUCUGUAAGGUCAUUGCCUUUCCGUGUUCACUGGGCACAGCAGGAAUGUGUCCUGUGCAGUCUGACUCCCAAGUGUGAGGCAGUGAAGUCAAGAGGAGCUCUGAUCUCGGCCUUCUCAAGAGAUGGUCUUACCUUGGCAGUGACUCUUAAUCAGAAAGACCCAAAGGCAACUCGGGUAUUGUUUAUAAACACACUGAAUUUUGUUACUCUCUGUGGUGACCUUAAAGGAUGCAGUAAUAAGAAUCCUGUGGUCCCUGCUACACUUAUCAGGUCAUACUGGGUAGGUGACAUCAGCUGGACACAUGACAGUCUUUUUCUGGCUUGUGUGUUAAAACGUGGAUCCCUGAUUUUAUUGACCUGCCUAGGUGAAUUGCUGACAUUAGUUACACUUGGUUGCUCUAUAGAAUUUGGGCCAGCUGAAUUUAUUCCUCUUCAUCCACUGAUAACAUAUAGACCACAACAGUUUACAUUUCAAGAUUCAAAUAAUCCUGUAGAUUCAUCAGCUUCUGACAGUGACCCCCUGAGACAGAGGUUUUCUGUAAAAGCACAUUCACGACUACCCUACCUUAUUAUUUCUGAUGGAUACAUGGUCACGACCCUUCGGUUUCUUGAUAACCAGUCUCCAACAGCGCUCAUGAGGUCGUUGCUAAUUGAUUCAACCCAGAGGCUUGAGAAAGCAUGCCAAAGUAUGAUGCUAUCUAAGCCAAAGGACAAAGGGCUGAACUUGCGAUCACUGGAUUCCUUAAGGUCUAGCCUGUUGAAGCAUCAAGGAAAGGAGGGCUUAGUUCAUGGCACCGUCCCUAGGUUUCUGCAAGCAGAAGAAACAGUGAAGUUAAGUGAAACUACUGAUGUUCAGGAUUCUGAAGGAGAAGAAGCUAAUGAAGUUGAACAAUUUCCAAACAACUCAUUGCCUUUUUGUAACCAAAGAAAAGAUCUACGGUUUAGCAUUAUCAAGGAAGGAAGAUUGGAAUUUGCAUCUAUGUUUGAUACAGUUCAUGCAAAGGAUGAUUCCAAGGAGACAGACAGAGCCAUCGCAGAACUGCAUUGUAUACAGAAAAAACUACUUGCAGCGUGGACUAUAGGCAUUUCAAAAAAUGUAGCAGAGAAACACUUAAUGUUAAGUUACACAGUACUCUGCCUCACUCAUUUCUUCUAUGUUCUCCAGUUUAUAAAGUGCCCUUUGCCUAAGUUUGACCUGUUUGUAAAUAAGAAUGUGAAGCAUAAUGCAUGGGUACUUUGUAUCUUUCAACUUUUCCAUCAGUGUUUAUCAGUCCACUAUUGGGAUAUGAGAUACAGACAAGAUAUUGGCCAUUUGAUAAAGCUGACCUCAAAUACUGUAAAGCUUUUACUGACUCAUCAAGAAAAAAACGGGCUCUUCUCAGAGAAGCUUUUAGCCUGCCUUUCUUUACUCCGAAUGGUAGCUGCCCAUGUAAAUGGUGUCUGCAGUCUUCAGCCCGAGGCCCUUUCAGCAUCAGCUGGUGAAAGAACAGCUGAGCUGGACUCAUUAGUAGUCCCUAUUUGUCAAGCUUCUAAGGAAAGUUGGUCCUGGGACUCAUCUUUAAAUAUUCAUCCUCAAGUCACAAAUCUUGCUCAAAAGCCAGGUCACAGAUUGGUUGCUCUUUGGAGGCUGUUGUACAAAAAAACUUUAUGGUAUCAAGCACAAUUAAGCCAAAGAAUUCCUGAAGGUGACAGACAGUUACCUGAAAAUGUAACACAUGAAGUAUCUUUUGUCAAGACUCUGUUAUGUCAUCUCCAAACUAACCUGCAGAUGGCCGGGGAUAGCUUGCCUCAAGCCUUGGAACUUACACCUAUCAGUGGUGAAGAGUGCUUUCUGUUAGGAUCCUAUGAAAGAUCAGUUCAUCUGUGGAAGAAGGCUCUACAAGAAACACAAGAGAAAGGAGGAAGAAGAACGAGCUUUCUUCAGUCACGGUACUAUCUCUCUCUCCUGUACUGCCACCUCUACUGCUAUAAUUUGAACGAUGCUCAAGGAUUAUGUGAUCACCUAGUAAGAGACAUACUCAGCUGGUCCCAGUUACCUGUAAAAGAAAGUAAAGAUUGCUCAGAUUCUGAGAAGUCUCCUUGUGAGUUUGGAGUGACCAGGAAUGUACAUCCGGAGGCCGCAGUCAGAGUUGUCCAGUGCAUGGCCCGUUUCAUGGCUGCAUAUUUCACCAAUGAACCACUCUGCAUCCUGCCGCCUCACAGCGUGAAUGUUCUUCCUCCACUUCAUAUUAAAACAGAGCACUCCCUACGACUUAUUCCUCUACAACACUCGAAGGUGGCCAGUUUUGUUAGAGAUCAGAAUCUCUCAAAUGUGUGGACAGUUGAAUAUGCCCUUGAAUUAUUAUUUAUUGGUGGCCUGAUUCCAGAGGCUGUAUGGUUGGCACAUAAACUUGGAGACUGGAAGACAUCUGUAUCCAUUGGUGUGGCCUUCCAAGUUUUCUAUAAACAUGGUCGCAAUUUUGUGAGGUCCAAGAAAAAGGGUAUGGACCUACCAUUAAAUAUGAUACCAGCACAGAUUUUCCAGGAAAAACUGCAGUGUUUUUUAGGUCAGCCAGUCUCUCUGGAAGCAAAAAAUGAAAAGGGCUUAAAAUAUAAGCUAUUUACAGAUCCCAUUGAAGAAGAAGAUGCUAAUCUGCUGUUUGGGUCUGUGCAAGAAGUACUGAAAGCAUCAGUCAUGGCUGAUGCGGAUAUUGUUUCAGGGACUCUGCAGCUAUUGAUGGACUCUGCAAAGGACUUCAGUAAGAAGCUGUGGGGCCUAGUGCCUGUGGACUUGUAUCUCCCAGCACCUCCAUUGUAUUGCCCCCAGCCAGCUGUUCUCAGUGAAGAACAUGGUGACAAUCUUCUUUUAAAAGCUGAAAAAGAUAAUCGCCAAAAGCUGUCUGGAAUCCUGCAGCGAGUUCUCUUGCUUUUCCGGGCGGCUCGAUGCUCUUUUUCUGUAGCGCAGUGGUACAUCUUGCAGCUGAGGUGGGCAAGAAAAGUCAUGCAGAAGAUUCGAGUGAAAGGGUCCCUUCCUUUGCUUGGUUCUUUCCCCGAAUCCUUACUUAACUACUGUAAAGGAGGGAUAGCAUUCUUUAGACCUGGAGCUGCCGGAGACCACAAGCUCGAUGAAGUUUCCACCAAAGUACUAGGUUGCUUCAGAGAACUUUGUGCUUUGUGCUGGAUGUUGCAUGUCCGGGAUAAAUUAUCGUACAGUUGCAGGCAGUAUCAGAAGGCAAGAGAAAAUGUGAAGGUAGAAAAGGACCUCAAAGUGGAAUUUGAUUCUUGUGUGGUUGAGCACUGUUUUCGUGCACUGGAGUGGGCCUAUAGAAUGCUACCAUUCUCUCGUUUUUUUAAUAUGGAAGAACUUAUUCAGGAUAUAAUUUUGAGCCUUAUUGGAGAACUACCACCAAUCAAGAAGGUAGCAGAAAUUUUUGUGAAAGCCUUUCCCAAUCCUGAGGCCAUAAGAGUUCCUUUAAGAGAAAAGUACCACUCUCUCCAGCAGAGACUCAGACAUGGUGUUGUGAAAGGCCCUCAGACUGAGGAACUGAUGUCUGUGGUCAUGCGGUCUGUCCAUAAAGUGAGGGUGAAAGCCCUGAAACGUGUGCAGAGGAACAUAGGUGCUUCUGAGAUGAACGUCUGGGAACCAGAUGAAGAGGAAAAGCCAGAUGCUGCUCCGGCUUCUGACAGGUUCUCCCUGGGGACUAGUUUGAGCAGAAGUACACUCACAGAACAGGGCAGUUCCCUGGUACACAGUGAUGCAGACACAUUCUCUGAAACCUUGUCUUUUGAAGAAAGAACGUGGAUGCACUUCUACCAAAGGCAUGCCCCAAGUCAUGGGGAGUUAACAUUGGUUGGUAAGCCCAGUGAUGAAAAGAAAGCUUGUCAUCAGAAGAAAGGCUCGCAAAGGAAAGACAAUCAUGAACCAUUAGGAAAAAUAGCCCUUCCUACAGUUGGUGUUUGGGAAUUUGAGCGUGAUGAUGAUGAAUAUAUUAACUUCCUUGAACUCUUCUUGAGUUAUGUUCUUGAAAGAGACCUUUGUUCCAGUGAUCCCGGCAUUCCAUUCUUGACAAGUUUUUCUGGGCACCUUAGAGAACAUGAACUUAAUUCUUUACUUUUUGAUGUGCAUACAACAUUAAAACAACGCCAGAGUAAAACCAGAAGCGAGAAUGUAUAUAGAGCUGGUUCUUGCUUUGCCGUCAUUCCUGAGUCACAUGAAUGUGAAAAACUGUUCUCUCUAAACAGUACGUGUGCCCAAAAUUUAGAAUGCCAGGCACUUUCUUCUCCAGAACUAGUUAACCAGUCAGCAAGCACUUCAGAGAACCCUCUUUCUGAAGUCGUGAAAAAUGAAAGAAAGGUGGGAUUGUUUGGCUUAAAACAAAAGCCAAUUUAUAGAAUUCAGGAUGACAAGCGAGGGAAUCCUCUAAUGCAGAGACCAUCAACCCACUCCUUUUGGAUUCCCAAGUCCGUUCAAAAUGGAGGGUUCCGUUUCCGAGCAUUUCAGUGUAGUGCUGCCAGCCUUCAGGAAGGCCUUCCUCUGCCGCUUGAGAACAUCUUCGGCCAGGUUGGGAGACUGGUGGAGUGGAUGGUACGGUGGUCUGACCGAAGACUCCUCUGUGACUCUGGAGUUGCUCAGUCGUCCUGUAAAUACAGCCCCGUAAUUCGUGUAAAGACCUCGACAGCUGCCAUUCUUACCUCUCUAUGGCUCCUGGAGCAACCCUAUUGUGCUGCAUAUAAGACGAAAAACAGCAUCAUUAAGGUGCUGGAGAGUCAUUACCCUGAGUCUCAAGUAGCCGCCGAGGAGGAGGGCAAUGCUAAUGUUGACUCCCCAGUUGCUGUAGCAGCUCAGGCUGGAGCUGAGGAGAGAAGUGAGCAGAAUGAAUGCUGUCAGAGCGUCCAGAACAGAAUGCCAGCUGAAGCAGAAAAUCCUGAAGUGAAAGGAAUUGAAGAUGAGGUUAUUCCCGUCACUCAUGAGACUGAGAAAGAAUUCGUAGGUGUUGACAGGAAUCAUGCAGAAGUAGAAACGUUUACACAUGAUGAAGUGGAUAUUCUCAUCUCAGACUGUGACGAAGGACCUGUUGGGAGUCUCAGAGGUUCCAGUGCUGCCAUCUGCAUGCCAGCGUCACAGCUCUUACUAGAGCAUAACACAGAAGAAGCUCAGUGUCCCAGGAAAGAACCACUGGAGACGAAUGUGGAUACAAAAUUGACAGAACAGAGAGGUGUGAUUGAAGCCUUGUCAAAUUCUGAACAUACCAUUCCUCAUUCACAUUGUAUAGAUGCAAAUUCAGAAACUUCUAGUGCACAGAUUUCUGAACUUAAAGAGAGAUCUUCCUCAGUUCCACCACUCAUGUCUAGCGGAGCCCAUGGUGCUUCACAAACCCCUGUCCCCACACCUCAGGAGACUCAGAGACACGAGCACAGGGUGCACUUACCAGAUUCUUCUGAUUCUGUUAGGCAGAUGCUCCAGGAAGAGAUGUUUAAAUUAGUUCAGCUGCAGCAGAUCAAUUUCCUGAGCCUGAUGCAAAUAGUAGGACCGUCCGUUGCUAAUCUCCCAGACAUGCAUCGGCUUCUCCAGCAGGUUCAUCCUGUACAUGCUGGGGAAAGCCCAGCAUCAAAGCCCACAAGGAGUGGUUGUGCUUCUGAGGUCAAUAGCAGACAGAGAUUUUUCGCUCACCCAGAGUCCGUGGGAGAAUGUAGCUGGGAGCCUGACAAGAACAGCCCACCAGACCAUGGAGGAGUCAGCCAAACUGAUCAGGACAGUAAUGGAAAUGCAGAGAACAUUGCACAUGGGAGUAUUCCUUUGUGUCAAUUAGAUGGCCAGCCUAAGAUGAGAGGACAGACUGGAGCAUCUCGAAGCUUGGAACCCACUUCAUUUUCUCACACUCCUGCUGGAGACACUGGCCUCCAGCUCCUGUUCACCCCUGCUGCUGUCCAGAGGGCACCACAGCUGAUCCCGCCGGCCAGAGCAGUUCCUCCUGGGAGUGGUUUUCCCCUGCUUCAUUUUCAGCCCAAGCGUGAAUUCAAGCCCCUCUCCUUACCUCUAGGAAGAAUUCCAGAGGUUCCUUUGAGACCUCAGGCCCAACCAAAAGAGGCUUGGGGAUUAUCUGAUUCUUGCCAGCCUCCUCUGUCUCAGAGAAUAGUGCAACCUACCGCACCAUGCCACUCAAAUCCAAGCCACUACAGCGCGGAAGCCAUGAACAAGGCGGAUGCUGUCCUCAGAGACACCCCUCAGCAUGCGAACUUGGAUCAGUAUGUUGGACAGCACUUGACACCUCGGCAGGCUUCUUCAGUAUUUAUAAAACCAGAAAGUGUGUUUGAUGUUAAAGCAGGGCUCCCUGAGACAGCUCCUCAGAAUUCUUUUGGACUUCCUUUAUUACACCUGCAGUUCAAGCCACCUUGUAUAUUCUCAUCACCAUCGAGACUGCCCUCGGUACCUACCAAAUGUGACCCAGAAAGAAAACAAAAUCCACAGCUAUCAUUGCUUCAUUCAUGCUUGCCCCCGGAGAACACGUACAAGAAGCCGCAACUUAUCCCACUUGAAAACCUCAUGGCAUUUAAAAGGAGCCAGCAAAAACUAGCACAUAAUGUGUUUGAACAAGGUGAUUCUGGGCAUCUUCAGCUUCUAAAGGUCAACAUGGAACCAUCUAAAAUAACACAAGGAAAGAAGAGGCGGAACAGACGAGCUGAAAGAGAGCUACGGGAAGGAAGAACUCAGAAGCCGAGAGGAAAACCAAGUGUUAGUUUCCGACCAGAGGAGUCCCUCAUUAGUAAGGGCUCUGAAGUCAUCACGGAGCCCAAGGAACAACUAGGACAUGGUGAUUCUCAGCCUUUGGAAAAAUUUGACAUUCCUUUCGAAAUGUUAGAAGAUGAUGUUCAUACUUCAGCUGGACUGCAUUUCAUGGCCUCUGUACGGAAGAAAGUUGUGGGAAGUCAGGAUGCAAGUACAAACACAGACCCAGAUAAGGAAGGUACUUCCCAAGAAGUUGGUUCUGAUAGUGGUAAAAAUCAACAAGUCGUUUCUGCUACCUCAGGCCAUGAACCUUUGAAUGUUCCUCAACUCUUGAUUCCAGAUGUCUGUCUGAAUGUCAGACUUCCCACGGGAAUACCAGAGAAGCCUUUGUCUCCUUCCCCACCUCACUUGGCUAGACACACGUACAUAGAUGUGAUUGACAUUGGAGCUGAGGACCUUUUGGGAUUACCUGCCAGUGAAGAGCCUUCAGAUGACAAUGUUAUCCAGCCACAGAGCCAUCCUCCAGAGGGCCCAUUGUCUGCAGAGCUGCAUUGUAUGGCAGCUUCAGUUGUCAACGCUGUCCCCCCUCAUGCUUUCGAGAGUCAAGGGACUGCAUCUUCUCUGGAUGGGAAAAACUUGAAAGCAAAUGUUGUGGACGUGAAGGAGCCGGGGAUUCUCUCAGUGAUCCCGUCAGACAGGCAGCAGGACAGAGAUCUGCUAGAACCAAACUUCCAGUUCAAGGAACAGAGCUCGAAAUUGGACUCUGGAGAACAAUCUCUGCUUUGGACCCUGCUACAGGAUGUCCCUGCUGCUUGUCCCAUUCCACACCGAGCUGCUCAGAAGUUAGAACAUCUUACUGCCAAGCUUCAGAAGCUCGACGAGCAACUGUUAACAGUGCAGACCAUUGUGGAAAAUAUAGAGCAGGAUUUCCCUGCACCAGAAGUACUGAAUCUACACUGGGAAAAGGUUGGACGGGUAGAUCACAUGGAAUUGUCUUCUGGCCCUGGAAUUGAAAAACCAUUAGCUUCAAAAGCCAUUAGCAUUUCUGAAGAAGUGUGUCUCCACACGCAUGAGGAUGUGGAUGAUCAAAAUGAUGCCGAGGAAACUUCAGAGACAGAAAAUCAUUCCAGCCAGAAAACCCACGCAUGCCCUUCUGCGGGGUCGGCUCUCGGCUCUUCCGUGGACUUGGACUGGAGCGUCACUUCUCCUGGUGUGAAUAACGGCAAUGAAUUAUUUGAAAGUGUUUCAGAAGAUCAGCUCCAGGUGACUGGAUUGACUGAUAUUGCUGACAUCAUCGAUGACCUUAUAACCAAGAGUGGAGUCUCCAGUGAGGAGCUUGGCUUAACAGAAAAACAAGCUAGAAGUAUAUCCAGGAUUCAGCAUCCUUCUGGCAGAUGCCCCCAAAGAACUGAGAAGGAGAGAAGAGAGAUUAAAAUCUGGAUGAAAAGAAAGCGAAAAGAGAGAAUGGCGGAAUACUUAAGACAGCUGGCAGAAAAGAGGGGACAGGAGCGUGACCCUUUCUGCCCCAGAAACAGCCCAUUUUAUAUGACUUCAAGGCAGAUCAGGCAAAGACAAAAGAUGAAACAUGAAAAAGAUAGAUUGCUACUGUCUGACCACUAUAGUCAGCGGCUCUCACAGGCAUACUGCUUGAUGAAUGAACUGCUCUCUGACUCAGUGCAGCUAACAGCACCUGAAGGGAAACCCUUACCUGGCAGAUCCCCCACCGCUCAGCACUGCAGACAGCAACGUUCCUCUUCUCCAAGGAGAGAAAAUCCACAUGGGCAGACUUUCCUAAUAAACCGGCCUGGAGGAGGCAGACACAUUUCCAGUCAUCUCCAAAAGGAGAAACCCUUGGGACAGCUCCAAGGCUCAUCUUGGCGGCAGCGAGGUUCUAAUACUCCAUGUUGGAGCCUGCAGCAUACGAAAAGCCAUGAGACCGUUGGGGUGCCUCCUCCAGUGGAGCAGGGGUACAUGGAGUAUGACAGAGAAGAGGCGGUAGUGAGUCCCUGGACUCUGCCUUCAGAAAUCCACAGGAUUCUUCACGACAGGCCUCUGCUACAGGACAUGUCGCCCACUGAAGAGGAAGAACCUGAUUUGUCUUUCUUGGCGGGUGGCAUGGACAGCGUGUCUGAGAGCACUGGCAGCAUCCUCAGCAAGCUCGACUGGAGAGCCAUUGAAGACAUGGUGGCCAGCGUGGAGGAUAAGAACGCAAAUGUCCACUGGGCCUCAGACCAGUAGGGCCUGGCUAGCACUCUCUGUCAGCAUCUCACUGAUGUGCUUCUGAGAAUCUGUGGGUCUAAGGCCAGAGAUGGGACUUACAGCCUGGAGCCACAGGGUUCCCUGGGUUAGCCAUUGCAAGAGGGAGAGUAAACAUGUCUGUAAUAUUA
This is a messenger RNA of Alexandromys fortis (reed vole), 10212 nucleotides long. It is a transcript of the gene Cplane1, whose product is annotated as ciliogenesis and planar polarity effector complex subunit 1. The transcript is spliced from 53 exons. Gene Ontology annotation, cellular component: ciliary transition zone. The coding region runs from base 455 to 10063 and encodes 3202 amino acids. The record is from RefSeq and is a predicted model, not a curated record. Gene Ontology annotation, biological process: cilium assembly. Lineage: Eukaryota; Metazoa; Chordata; Mammalia; Rodentia; Cricetidae.